Messenger RNA from Macrosteles quadrilineatus (aster leafhopper), 8961 nucleotides. RefSeq names its product fat-like cadherin-related tumor suppressor homolog. NCBI's taxonomy places the organism in Eukaryota, Metazoa, Arthropoda, Insecta, Hemiptera, Cicadellidae. Gene Ontology annotation, cellular component: plasma membrane; cell-cell junction. Gene Ontology annotation, molecular function: calcium ion binding. The coding region runs from base 55 to 8052 and encodes 2665 amino acids. The record is from RefSeq and is a predicted model, not a curated record. Gene Ontology annotation, biological process: homophilic cell-cell adhesion. The transcript is spliced from 42 exons.
ACGGAUCGCGGCAGCCCCAGACGUAGUUCUACAGUGCGUGCCAGUGUCCAUGUGAUGGGUGUACAAGGAGUGGAUACGUCCAACUUGAUACCUCCGGCUCACACCCAUGUACAAGUUACUGAACAAGACCCUAUAGGCUACUUAGUGGCUGUGGUACAACCUCCGGUGGUGGACACUGGACUGGUGUGGUUUACUAUUGUUGGCGGGGAUCCAAAAGCAGAGUUUGUUAUCGGCUCCGACUCAGGGAGUAUUCACCUAGCACGACAGUUGGACUAUGAAACACAAAAUUUCUACAACUUGACCAUAAGUUUGUCGGACAGUCGGCGAACAGUGCAUACACAGGUUACCAUUGAGGUGAUCGACAGUAACGAGUUCACACCAAAGUUCCCACAAUCACAGUACCAAGUAGAGGUCGGGGAGGAGGUUGCAGUCGGAACGUCUCUACUGAAGGUGAAAGCCUACGAUGAAGAUGCUUCCAGUCAGCUGGUCUACUCAAUUCACCAAGCCCGGAGCCUGACGAGUCUUCAGAUGUUUCAUCUUCAUCACUCCACAGGCGUGCUCACAGUGGCGUUACCACUUGAUAGAGAGACAAUCACAGAGCACGAGUUGAUUCUAUGUGUCUCGGACGGAGGACUGAGAGGCUUCACUCGUGUGAUUGUCAAAGUGACCGACACUAACGACCAUGCCCCCGUGUGGACGAGCGGAGUCGUGACUGCUGCUGCAUCUGAGAGUUCUCUCCCUGGCUCUAGAGUCGUCACUGUAGCAGCGACCGAUGCAGACCACGGCGAAAACGCUCGGAUCAGUUACUCCAUCGUGUCAGGUAACAUUGGCAACUUCUUUACUGUGGACCCAGUGCUGGGAGAUAUCCUCAUAGCUCGACAGUUAGACAUAGAAGCGACAUCAGAGUUCAACUUGAUGGUUCGGGCUGUAGAUGGUGGAGAGCCUCCGUUGGCAUCAACACUUCCUGUAUUCAUCACGGUCACUCAGUCCGAUCACGCUCCUCCUAGGUUCCAGAAUAUUCUCAGCGUUGUGGAAGUGCCUGAAGACACUCCUGUAGGAAGAGUUUUGUGGCAAGCCCAGGCCAGGUCUUCCCUUUCCAUCACUUACCAUAUUGUGGCUGGAAACUCACAAGAACAGUUCUUCAUCAACCCCAUCACUGGGGUGGUGACAAUCAAACAGAAGUUGGAUUACGAGAAAUGUGCUGAAUACAACUUGACAAUAUCUGCAACCAACCUGGCGGGAGUUCAGUCUCUAGCUUCGCUGCUGGUAGACGUAGAAGACUGCAAUGAUUUUCCCCCAGAGUUCUCAGCUACCGAGUACCGAGGCCAUAUUUCCGAGAAUGCUGUCCCUGGAUCUCCUGUAAUCUCCGACAUGGGAAAACCUCUAGUUCUGCGAGCCGAGGACAAAGACUCGACAUUGCUGCAGUACGAGAUACUCGAUAUCACUUCUCGUAGACUUUUCUUCAUCGACUCUUCAACAGGAGCGUUGAGGACACUACAGAGCCUGGACUAUGAGACUCUUCGAGACAUAAGUUUUCGAGUGGCAGUCAAAGACAGAGGUAUUCCUCCUUUGUGGGCCCGUGACAUCGCUACUGUCCUCGUCAAGAUAGACGAUGUGAAUGAUUGCCCACCAACCUUCACCAGUAAUGAGUACAGCAUCACACUUCUACUGCCUACCUACAGCAAUGUGACGAUCAUACAGGUGGCAGCGACUGAUAAAGACUCGUCUGAUGUUACAAAACUUGAGUAUUCUAUCGUCAGUGGUAACUACGAGAAUAUGUAUGAGAUGUCAACAUCUGGCGUUAUAUCUCUCAGAAAUAAGACAAGAGGGAGGCACAAAUCACCUCACAGACUCAAGAUCGCUGUUUCCGAUGGAGUGCACACAUCGUUUGCGUAUGUGAACAUACAUUGGAGGUGGGGAUCAGAGUCCUCACUGCACUUCUCCCAGCAAGUAUAUGAAGCCGCAGUGGUAGAGAACACCACGAAGGUAGUCACAGUCACAGUAGCCACCGUAGUCGGUGCAGAACUCAACGAAUAUAUCCUCUUCUCCAUCCUCAAUCCUUCGCCGUUGUUCCACAUAGGACUGACAUCUGGAGCCAUACGCACAACAGGAACACGGUUCGACCGAGAGGAAGAGGAUAUGUAUCAGCUGAUUGUUCAGGCCCGCAGUGAAGCCGAGAGUGAGGAAGUCCGAGUGGCCCAGACUCUAGUGACGGUGUCAGUGUUGGACAUUAACGACAAUUGCCCAGUGUUCCUCGGGGUGCCUUACUACGCCACCGUGCCUGUCGACUCUGCCAAGGGAGAUGUUAUCACAAAGGUUCACGCACUUGACCUGGACGCAGGAGAGAACGGAGAAGUUCGCUAUGAGUUGAUGAGAGGCCACGGAGAAUUGUUUCGUGUCAGCCGCAAAACUGGUGAAGUUGUGCUGAAACAAGCGCUCGAAUCACAAGUGAGGGAGUAUCAGCUCAGCAUUGCAGCGUAUGACGGAGGCAUGACUCCGUGUUCAACCGAGGUGUGGGUACAUCUCACCAUUGUGGAUCGUUCUCUCCCGCUGUUUGAGAAGCAGUUCUACUCUACCUCCGUAGCGGAGGAUGUCGCGCCUUACUCCGUCCUGCCACUAACUCUGCACACUCACACUCCCUAUGGCAUGAAGCUGUACUACACCAUCGUAGCGGGCAACGAGUACGAGAUGUUCUCUAUCGACUUUAACUCUGGCGUGCUGAGAGUCAUUGACCAGCUGGACUUCGAGGAUGCUCAACAACACAGUUUGACAGUGAGAGCGACCGAUCUUCACUCUGGCGUCUCGGCGGAGACUCUGAUCAAAGUGAAGGUGAUUGACGUCAACGACUGCUUCCCAGAGUUCCCUGUCAACAUGUACCACAAAACGGUGUCAGAGUCUGAGGCCGCUGGCUCGUUUGUCAUCAAGAUCACAGCUCUUGAUAAGGACACAGGUGUCGGAGGAGUUGUAAGGUAUUCACUUCGCAACACCAGUGAAGCGGAACCGUUCAUUGUGGAGCCAGAGGAUGGAUCUAUUUUUCUCCGCAAGAGCCUCGACCGUGAACUGUGGAGUGAACAUCGUCUAGAGGUUAUUGCUACGGACACUGGAGUACCGAAUCUCUCUACAUCCGUGAACGUUCUAGUCACAGUGGAUGAUUCCAAUGACAAUCCGCCGCAGUUCAUCCGCUCUAUCUUCGUGGCUCAGCUAUCCUCGGAGAUUGUGAGAGGUCAGUUCGUUGGUCGAGUGUUGGCCGUAGACCCGGACUUGGACAAGCUGCAGUACAACCUAGUGUCAAGAAGCCUUCACCACACCUUUGUCAUGGAUCCUGAAACAGGCAUAUUGAGGGUGAUGAAGCUACACAGAUUCCCUAGUGGUGUACCAUUGGAACUGAACGUUUCUGUGAGUGACGGAGUCCACACAAGUUAUUGCACGAUGGUAAUAGAACUGCUAGUGGCCGACCAUCGUCCUCCUGUGUUCCAGUCAGACCAUUACGAGGUAACACUGCCAGAAAACAUGCCAGAGCCAAGUUUCUUGCUGUUGGUCACCGCCGAAGAUCAUCACGCUGGGACGGAGCGAGAGAUAGAAACCCAAAGCGAACUCACAUAUUCUCUGCCCUCAGAGAAAUAUACAGAGUUUGUCAGUAUUGAUCCUUACACAGGUAUGCUGAGGAGCCGUCAACCUCUGGAUCGUGAGACUUGUGCGUUUUAUGACAUUCUUGUGAUGGCUACGGACGACACUGGGAAUUCUGGAUUCACCUCUGUUAGACUCGCCAUUUCCGAUGUUAACGACAAUCCACCAAUGUUUACUCUGAAGCGUUACACUGUCUGCGUCCCUAGUAACCUUACCACCGACUCUUCCUUUCUUAAGGUGAGAGCCAUGGACCCAGACCAAGGCCCUGCAGCCCAAAUAGUUUACACAAUACAUAGAGAUCUUCAGAAGAUAUUCUCCAUCCACCCGGUCAGCGGAGCUCUCUACCUUCGUCAGUCUGCUUUUACGUUAGAAGGCCGUUUGUUUGAGUUUACGGUACGAGCGACAGAUAAAGGCAGUCCACCACUUCACGCAGAUGUUCCCGUCAGUGUAUACAUAAUGGAGUCCUCAGACGAACCUCCUAUCUUUCAGCGGACUGACGAGGCCUUCGUUGUAGCUGAAAACGCAAGAAUAGGCCACAACAUUACACACCUAGUACUCAGCUCCGCAGGAUUGGUUGACUUCCAGCUACUAGACUCAGAUUCACCCUUUUCCGUUACUGACUCAGGAGUCGUUUACCUUUCUUCUCCGCUGGACCGAGAGCGAACCUCUCACUACUCUGUCGGGGUUAUAGCUCAGUCUCAAGAAAACCCUCGCCUACACAUGUUAACCUCCCUUAGUGUAACCGUUCUGGAUGUAAACGACAACCAGCCUGUCUUUCACUCGAGGAAGUACCACGCCACACUCGCGGAGGACGUCGCAAUCGGAACUUCUGUAAUACAGGUGGAAGCAGACGACGCAGACGAAGGAAAGAACAGUGAGAUCUACUACUUGGUGGAAGGAGGAGACGGGUUGUUGACCAUAGAUACAUUCACUGGAUGGGUCACAACUGCAGAAUCGUUGGAUAGAGAGGUGUCUCCAUCACUCAAAAUCACCAUCGUAGCAUUGGACAAUGGCUCACCUUCACUCAACAGCUCUGUGACACUAGUUGUGGACCUUGUAGAUUGCAAUGACAACCCUCCGGAAUUCUCACAGGACGUGUACAGAGUCUCAGUGAGUGAAGAUCUAGAAGAAGGGAGUGAAGUAGUGAGACUUGGUGUCUCUGAUCAGGAUACGAAUUCUCAUCUGAAGCUUCACAUAACCGAGGGAGAUCCAGACAUGAGAUUGGCAAUGGAUGACUCUCAGCCUGGAGUUAUGUAUCUGAGGCGAAAACUGGACAGAGAGUUCAAAGACUCUUAUACACUCACUGUUGUCGCUACAGACUCAAAGUAUAUCUCCUCUACUACAGUCAUCAUCACUGUUCUUGAUGUCAACGAUGAGAGAACCCAGUGUGUUCAAAGUCGAUACUUUUUAAGUAUCGCAGAAAACGUUGUUCCUGGUACAUUUGUGAUGACAACAGCUGUGGAAGAUCGUGAUACUAUUCCAAAUGUCACAUUCCACCUCAUCGGUGAUAAUGCCGACCACUUUUAUCUUCACAAAGAUAAAGGAGAGCUCAAGACUAGCAAGCAGUUGGACAGGGAGACUGUACCACAGUACUGGCUGCAAGUGUUGGUGCAAGAUGUUCAUGUACCAGAGUGGACUUGUGUGUCCCAUCUACACAUAACACUCAACGACAUCAAUGACAACGCUCCAAUGUUCCAUACGGGAGGUCAACAAGUAGCAGUCAGUGAAGACUCUGGCACAGGCACUUUUGUCACCAAGAUGACUGCUCUUGAUCCUGAUAAAGGGGUUAACCGCAAGACUCGCUACUAUUUAGUCAACUCUGGCGAGAGCCACUUUGAAGUGGAGAAGGACACAGCUAUUGUGCGUCUAGCGAAGCCACUAGAUCGGGAAGUACAGUCGAUGUUUACGUUGAUCAUCAAGGUUGUGGAUUCUGGCAUGCCGCAAUUGUGGACUCUGACGACUCUUCAGGUAAUGGUUCUCGAUGUUAACGACAACCCGCCAGAGUUUGUAUCCCGAGCGUAUGUUGUCGCUGUAGCCGAGAACGCAUCACUUGCAACGGAAGUGAUUAAAGUGGAAGCGCUUUCCAAAGACACCGGAGUCAACGCUCAGGUCAUUUACACUAUCAUCGAAGGGAAUCAACAUGGUCGCUUCAACCUGCAUCCAGUCACAGGAGUUAUAUCCGUGGCCCAAGCCUUAGACUACGAGCACACCAGAUCGUAUUUACUGUCCGUGCUAGCGACAGAUCAAGGAGUUCCUCCAUUGAGCAGCCAAACUGUGGUCAACAUCACCGUACUAGACACCAACGACAACCAGCCGACCUUCUCACAAAACUCAUACUCCGUUCAGAUACAGGAGGAUAUAGACAUCGGGGAAAUCAUUCUUAAGGUAGAAGCUACGGAUGCUGACAGUGGAGCCAAUGCUCGCGUGGGAUACAAACUUGAGGCCGGAGAUCCCCAUCGUCAGUUUAGCCUAGAUUUCACCACUGGAGAGCUCACAGUAGCCAAGACUCUGGACCGAGAAACUAUAUCAUCGUACAUAUUGACAGUUCGAGCUGUCGACAGCGGCGUUCCUCCUCUCAGCUCGACUGUGGUGGUUGGCGUGUUGAUAUUGGACGUCAACGACAACACACCGUCUUUCAGUAACGACAACUACACCUUCUUUGUACAGGAGGACAAGAUGGCUGGCUGGCCAGUAGGGCAGUUGGUGGUCUCUGACUCUGAUGCGUUUCCCAACGGAGCUCCGUUCACAUACACCAUAAUCUCCGGAAACCCCGACCAAGAGUUCCGUGUUCACUCUGACGGAACUUUAUAUACAGCUGCAAGACUCAACACUCGAUUGCGGACUGUUUAUUAUCUCCAAGUACGAGCAACUGAUAGUGGCUUUCCUCCCCUACACAAGGACACUUGGGUUACUGUUAAGGUAAUUGAAGAGUCACGCUUCCCUCCGGAAUUGUCUCCGCUGGAAGUGUUCAUCAUUGUCUACCAGGAGCGUUGGCCGGGCGGAGAGAUCGGUCACAUCAAAGCCUCGGACAAGGACCCGUACGACAUGUUGGUGUUUGGUUUGCAAACCACCGAGGACUUGUUUGCUAUCGAGCCUCGUCAAGGUGUUAUUUCUGUUGGGCCGCACCUCACGGCUGGUAGAUACAGACUCAACGUCUCCGCUACCGACGGAAAGUUUACAGUUCACACAACAGUGACUGUAAUCGCUGUGCCACUUUGGGACGACAUGUUGCAGAAUAGUGUCAGCAUCAGAUUGCGCAGUAUGACAGCUCAUCACUUUGUGCUUCGCCAAUGGAAGAGCUUGGUCCAGCUGCUGGAGACGGCUCUCAUGAGACAAGUAACUCUCACGAGUAUACAAGCUGUUUCUCACGGAGACCUUGAUGUAUUACUCACCAUUGCUGGGGGUGUCGAGUUGGGAACACUAAACGACGCUUUACAAUCAGCCGGGCUCAGUGGUGCUAACUGGACCUGCGACUGUCUCAAUGGAGCCCUCUGCAGACAAAAGCUUCAAAUACAACGAGAUCUCGUAUUCACCGUGUCCACCGACUAUGUCAGUUUUGUGUGUCCGGGCCAUUUACAUCAGCUUUAUUGUGCUUGCAAUCUUGGAUACGCAGGUGAACGCUGUGAGCAGAUACUCAAUGACAGCGAGUGUAGAUGCCCUUCUCUGCAGAUAUGUGUACCUCCGACAUACGUUUGUGGUCCCCUGGCUUGUCCUCCGGCACAAUCUUGUCCUCCGGCCACGUCUGUAACAUCAAGUCUCACUUGGGAGUUGGUGAUUGCUGUCAUCGUAGCAAUCGCCAUCAUCUCCGGUUUAGUACUGGUCUUCAUUCUCUAUAGGCGUUGUAACAGAGUCAGCCCUGGAAACAGAAUUGACAAGUCUGGAUUGAACCACAUCAUUAAACGAACUUCAAAGUUGAGCAACCUUCAAGUAACUCAGCCUUCACGACCAACCUCGUACACAUGCAGCUCCAACAAUGAGCUGUUUUCUGCCGUCGCUUUAAACAACGUGGAGGAUAAUGUUCCGCCAGACUACAGACGGAAUCUCAUGAGUCCUCACCACAAGAUCAACAACGAUUUAAAACAAACAGCUGACAUUCCAUUACAUCAGCUGGUGUCUGGGGAUGAAGACACAAGGACUGGAGGAUACUUAUGGGACUGCUCUGAUUGUCUUCAAAACAAUGAUACAUAUCAAAGCAAUCGAGCAGAAGUGCCAGACUCGUCAAGCUACCAAAGCAAUCACAGCAAUCAUAGUAACCAUAGCAACCACAGUAACCAUAGUAACGUCAGUAACUAUAGCAGUAACAGCAAAGAGAAUAUUCAAAAUGGAGAUCCAGCCAGAGAUUUGGCAACGCUGGACACAAAACUGAGCCGAGAGAGUCAAGUGAUUCCAUACGGUUUCCCAAGCACUCUGGAUAACGUUUCAUAGCCCACCUUAACGCUUCAAACCUGCAUCUGCCUCGUACUAGAAGACUGAACCACUGUUAAUUGUACAAACUAUUUUCACCUCUAAAACGUAUUUUAUUACUUAGCAAAAACGAUGGUGCCCCCUGGGUGAGUGCUUAUCAAUUUUGGGAUCAUCCCCGGAUUGACCCCGAAUACAGCUCACAUUCAAAGUUAUAUUCAAUUGUCAACAGUGUCUUCCUUUUCGCACCAAUCAACAGAAUGAUAUACAUUAUACUAAGUAAACUUAUAAAAAAGAAUACUUCUUGAUCUGGUCGAUGAUGUUUAUAGUUGGGAUUUAAAUGGGAGCAAGAUUUAAUUAAGAUUUUUCUAUCAGUAUAUUUUUAAUGUAUGUGUUUGUAAAAUGUAACUUAUUCUAAAUAUCGGACAGAAUACUAUAAAAUGUGUAUAACCUUUAAAAUUUCCUGUCAUUACAUAGGACUUAAGAUGGGUUUCUGUUAAUUCUAUUGGUUCUGUGAGCCUUGAUCCUGAAUAUUAAAUAAAAUUGAUCAAAUGAGGAAAGUAUGCUUCUAGCAGAGUGUCUAAAAUAGCAAUAUGUUUUUAAAUUUAUUGUUUCAAGAAGACAGUAUUACAUAUUACAUUUGUCAUUAGCCAUUUAAUGAAAAGACUCUUCAUUCAACUUAAAAUGUAUAAAUUUAUAUUUUUUGACAAUAGACAAUUAAUUUUUAUUCACACAUUCAUUUUGUUAUGUCUUAUCUUUCUGAGACUGUAAUCAAGUGAAACUUUUGUUUCCUUUCCUCCCUAAACAUACUGUGAAACAAUUUAAUCUAAAGAAUUAAGUAAGCCAAACAAUUUCAAAGAAUCAUUUUAGAUAGUGGCUAGUGAAAAUGUGAAAACCAGAUUUUAAUGUGGAUUAAGCUGGAUGAAAGUUUAU